Capsella rubella is the source of this 543-nucleotide messenger RNA. RefSeq names its product putative defensin-like protein 62. The transcript is spliced from 2 exons. The coding region runs from base 1 to 261 and encodes 86 amino acids. The record is from RefSeq and is a predicted model, not a curated record. Lineage: Eukaryota; Viridiplantae; Streptophyta; Magnoliopsida; Brassicales; Brassicaceae.
AUGGAUUAUGGUGAUGAUAAGAAGAGAACCAGAAAACCGUUCGGUUAUUGGUUGCCGAACCGAAUCGAUCUAAAGACCAAAAUCCCAAAAUAUUUUCACCGUGAACCAGAAACUUAUCCUUGCAUUGGGCAUUGUCUAAAAGUUUACGGAAAUAUGAAAUGUGAUACGGACUGUAAAAAACAACAUUAUAUUGGAGGUGGUUGUGAUUAUCUCAAAAGAGGUCCAAAAACGCCAUUAUGUUGUUGCUUCAAAGCUACAUAACCGUUAUCCCCAAAUUGAGUAUUGUAUUAUGCUAUUUAACAGCAGUAAUAUAUAUACUACUUAUUAUUGUGUCAAAAUUGUAAGCUCUUUAAUAAUAAACUAAAAUCAAUAUAAAUUUUUUAAAAUAAAUGUAUGUUUCCUAAAGCUUGGUUCUACAUUUGGAUGAGUGUUUAUUAACUCAUCUUGUUGCUCAGAAAUGUGAUAAACUCUUGUUUUAUGAUUCUCAUAAAUUUCCUAAUAACUUGAAUAUCAGAAUCUCAUAACAAAAAACAAAAAACAAAA